Molecule: messenger RNA, 1011 nt
Organism: Bacillus rossius redtenbacheri
Lineage: Eukaryota; Metazoa; Arthropoda; Insecta; Phasmatodea; Bacillidae
Exons: 4
Coding region: 1-1011 (336 amino acids)
Source: RefSeq, a predicted model, not a curated record
AUGACAUAUGAGCGAUAUGCGGUGCGGAAGAAAAGUGAACGAACGAUCGAGGGUGACCCCGAGAUAGCGGAGGGUGGGCGACCAGGGGACGACUACGGUGGUGAUGCGGGGGGCGGGGGGGCGGUCCUGGCGGCCGCCGAGCAGCCGCUCGGAGACAGAGGAGGCGAGGAGACAGGUAUCGUUGGCGUACUGCACCAGGUAGGUCCCAGGCAGAGGCUGCAAGUCGGAAAUGGGGAGGGCGAACAGGAGAGGCGAGAGAAUGGCGCCCUGGGGGACGCCGGCGAGAAUGGGCCGGGGUGCGGAAAGCAUCCCCUCUACUCGAACCCGGAAAGAGCGACCCCCCAGGAACGAGAAGAGGAGACGGACCAGGUGCGGCGGAAGACCGAUGGCGGAGAGGCGAGAGAUGAGUUGGGAAUGCAGAACGGAGUCGAAUGCACGGGCCAGGUCCAAGAGCACCAUGCCCGUGUGUUGCCUCCUGGCGAACCCCUGCACCAACAGGAGUUCCACACGAGCAAUGGCGUGGGUGGUGGAAUGACGGGGGCGGAAACCGAACUGGUGAUGUGGGAGCAGGUGAAGGGUGUUGACUUGAAGAAAAAGGCGCCGGUGGAUGACUCUCUCGGCGAUCUUGGAGAGGAUGGGGAGAAGAGAGAUAGGACGGUAGGAGGAAGGUGUGGCAAGCGGGAAGGGCAGGGCAUCAGGGAGGAGGGGGAGAGUGACGUGACGGGACAAGGGGGAAGGAGCAUCAUCAUCGUCCGAGGACUCCAACGACAAGGUGGGGUGGGGGGCGGAGGCGAAGGUGGUGGCGAGGUAGGCGGCGACCGCCUCGGACCGCUCCGAAGCCCUCUCCGCCACCCCGACAGGAAGAGUGAGGGGAGGGAUGGAGGCACGGACGGAACGAAGGCGACGGAUGUAAGACCACAGAGAGCCAGAGGUAGCGGUGAGGGAGCCGAGGCGCCGCGCCUCCAGUCGGGCCCUCCACCCCGCGAUCAACCGGCGGCACCACCCCCGUAG